AUGUCUGCUCGAAACUAUUUAUCGGCACGGGAGAAAAAUAUAAGUAAACUAAUCGAUUGUUUGCCAAAUAUUAACCAACAGAAAUUCGGUUAUCGCUCGGGGCAGGAGCUGCCGCCCUUGUCAGCAAAUACGAGUAGUUUUGUGAACCGAAAUUUGAAUUAUUCGUUUGAGGUGCAACCUUACAUGGUGAACAGUCUGGAGAGGGCCGGGACACCGUUUUCAGACUUUUUCUCGGAAAGCGAGACAGGAACUCCAGAUUUCCACAGCGAGGAGAGUGACAGCAGUUCUGGGUCUGCACUGCGCCGCAGCACAGCUGAAGCUACCAAGACAUUAGCUGCAGAGUGGGAUCAGAUUGAGAGGACUCUGUACAAUGAAGACGGGGAGAAGAGCCAACGGCCGCAGAUUGUCGAUGAGUGCAAGCAGUGGAGACAGCUGCACCCACAACUCAGGAUCGUCGGCAAGGCAAUACAAUUGCCCGAAAAGCGUUUGUCAUACAGACAGAUGGAACACGACGAGGUCAUCGCUAUGCACUACAGCGACUACGAGGAGUUUAGCGAGAGCGAGGAGCGUCUCUCGCAGAGCUCCACCGACGUCACGCCGCAGAACUCGCCGCGUGUCUCCAUCGAGGAUCUGGGCGAACACAGGCUGUCCCGGGAAAAGGUAUCCUUCUAUCCAAUGUAUAAUGACGAAACUGAUUUACCCGACGCGUUCUGCUCUCUGCUCCAAAUCACACCGAUACAAAUUCAUAGCCCCUAUAGAAAGAGACAGAAUCCCUCCAUUCUGAGGUCUGAACUAGCAUCUUCCCGGUGGAUGAGGAAUCCUAGGCCUGAUUCAUCUUUAAAUUGUGAUAGAAAUAGUGCUAAGUCUUUUGUUUCGUUGGAUACUAGAAAUUAUGGAAAUAUGGCGUUGAGCGCGUCGGAAAGAAACGUGUUAAUGAAUAAUAGAGUUGUUACUGCAAGGCAUAGAGACUUGGCCAGAUUAGAACCUAUAUGCACGCCGGAGAUACCGCAGAGCGAUGUCACUCGGCUGCCGAAUGGUAUUACAUCUCAAUAUAACAUUAGGAAGGUCUCAUUGCCGCCUUUGCUUUUAGAAGAAGAGAAGAAAAAAGUGACUGUCGGUUCUGCUAAGAAACACAAUCUUAGAACUAGGAAGUCUGUUUCUAGAGGGACGUUUCAGUUGGACAGGGUGAAACAUAAUUGA
This is a messenger RNA of Spodoptera littoralis (African cotton leafworm), 1200 nucleotides long. The record is from the annotation of a GenBank genome assembly. Lineage: Eukaryota; Metazoa; Arthropoda; Insecta; Lepidoptera; Noctuidae.